AUGGCAGUGGCAGCGGCCGGUUUGGACUGGCUGAGUGUCUUGACAACAAACGCCACGGGCCGAAGAAGCUGUGUAUUCGUGAGGCGCCUCAAGAGCUGUCCUCGUCAAGACGCCUUGAAAGUCCUUCCGUGUGCGCCCUUGCAGGAGGAGGCUUUGAAAAUCCGACGGGACAGCUUCGAGACAGCAUGGGCAGUAUCCAACGUGACAGCUGGCGACAGCUGGCACAAGGCGGCUGUGAUUGGUGGAGACGCCAUGGGGGGAGGAGCGGGGAUGGGAGGAGCAGGCAAAGCGUCGAGAAUGUACGAGCUGCUCGUGCAUUUGCUCCGCACGGCACCCUUGGACAUCAAGAGAGAAGUCGCCUUUGCUCUCGCGAAUCUCUGUGUGGAUCCUGCGGAGCAAGAGCCAAUAGGAGAGCGCCGCAUGGCGGUCCAGCAGUCGCGCGUGGCAGCACUAGUGGACGCGGGGUGCCUGCUGCCCUUCCUCUCCCUCAUCCGCUCAGCAGAUGCUGACGCUGUGCGGCUCGGCCUGCAGUUUACCGAAGUGGUGAGAAGGGGUGUGGGAAGGUGUGCGGUGGUGAGGAACGUGCCUGCUGCGGCUGGUGUUGCCGUGGCUUGUGCUGCUGAAGCUGGUGCUGCUGUGGCUGAGGUAGCUGUAGAGGUAAGGUGCAUGGAGGAGGGUAAGGUAUGUGGAGGGAAUAUGGACAUUAAGGUCCUGCGUGUACUACCAGACAAAAGAGGCCCACGGCUGGUGGAGGAGGCGGACGGCAUCGAUGCGAUAGAAGCAGCUCAAUUUGUAGGCAAUGAGGAGCUACACUCCAUGUCAAGCUAUCUUGUCGACACAUACUUUGGGGAAGACUACGGACUGGAAGAGGGAGGGUAG
Closterium sp. NIES-65 is the source of this 879-nucleotide messenger RNA. The record is from the annotation of a GenBank genome assembly. NCBI's taxonomy places the organism in Eukaryota, Viridiplantae, Streptophyta, Zygnematophyceae, Desmidiales, Closteriaceae.